AUGAAUAAUAAUAUAUCUAUAACUACAGAAGCACUAUCAAAAGCUCAUUUACAUUCAUUUAAACAUCAUGCAUCAUCAGUUAAUGGAAUUUUACUUGGUAAAGCCGAUAAAAACUCAAUUUUAAUUACAGAUAUAAUACCACUUUUUCAUACACAAACUUUAUUACCGAUGUUUGAAGUUGCAAUGAUUCAGAUUGAAAAAUAUUGUAGAGAUAAUAAUAUAGAUAUGGUUGGAUAUUAUCAUUCAAAUCAAUGUAUAGCAAACGAAUUAGAACCUGAACCAAUAGCUAAAAAAAUUGCUGAUAGAUUAAACAAUGAAUUAAAUAAUAUGUGCUUUUUAAUGAUUUCAAAGAUUGAAGUAAAUCGUCCAAGUGGUUUAGUUUCCAUUGAUAAAGUUGGUUCUGAUUGGUUAAAAAAUAGAAAAACAUUAAUUACAAUCGAUACAACCUCAAAUAGUGAAGAUAUUAAUGAAAUCUUAAAAAGAAAUUUACAAAAUAUAAAAGAAUCUCAAAUUUAUGAUUUUGAGGAAUAUCUUUCAAAUCCAACUCGUGAUUGGUUAAAUAAAUCAUUAGUUUUAUAA
Molecule: messenger RNA, 579 nt
Organism: Dictyostelium discoideum AX4
Lineage: Eukaryota; Evosea; Eumycetozoa; Dictyosteliales; Dictyosteliaceae
Product: UPF0172 protein
Exons: 3
Coding region: 1-579 (192 amino acids)
Cellular component (GO): EMC complex
Source: RefSeq, a predicted model, not a curated record